Messenger RNA from Emericellopsis atlantica, 1404 nucleotides. Its product is annotated as putative succinate-semialdehyde dehydrogenase. Gene Ontology annotation, molecular function: succinate-semialdehyde dehydrogenase (NAD+) activity. The annotation marks the transcript as partial. The transcript has 4 exons. The record is from RefSeq and is a predicted model, not a curated record. Gene Ontology annotation, biological process: GABA catabolic process. Lineage: Eukaryota; Fungi; Ascomycota; Sordariomycetes; Hypocreales; Bionectriaceae.
CUAGAACCGGCUACGACGAAGCUCAUAGGACGGUGCCCCGAGUUCUCUAAAGUAGAAACCAACGAGGCAAUUCAAUCUGCCCAUGAUGCUUUCCAACUGUAUCAGACAACAUCCGCCCGGCAGAGAUCUCGUCUCCUCCGCAAAUGGUACGAGUUGGUAAUCCACCAUCAAGAAGACUUGAGCGUUUUGAUCACCAUGGAGAAUGGCAAGCCUCUGAGUAAUGCCAGGGACGAGGUUGCUUACGCUGCGAGCUUUCUUGAGUGGUUCAGUGAGGAAGCGCCUCGAACGUAUGGCGAUGUGAUUCCUGCGUCGAAUCAUGGCAGUCAGGUCUUGACCCUGAAAGAGCCUCUUGGGGUCUGCGCUCUAAUUACACCAUGGAAUUUUCCUGCUGCUAUGAUCACGAGAAAGGCUGGUGCCGCCCUCGCAGCCGGAUGCACCGUGGUGAUCAAAUCGCCUGCCGAGACCCCAUUCACCGUCAACGCUCUCGUCGAGCUAGCCUACCGUGCCGGUUUCCCUAGAGGCAUCAUCAACGUUGUUACUGCGCUGUCCAACACCGUCGAGGUCGUACAUACACUGACAUCCUCGCCGCUGGUUCACAAGGUCUCCUUCACUGGCUCAACCAAUGUUGGGAAGAUCCUGAUGAGACAAUGUGCCGAGACCACUGUCAAAAAGAUCUCUCUCGAGCUUGGUGGCAAUGCCCCUUUCAUCGUCUUUGAGGAUGCCGACCUUGAUGCAGCUGUUGAUGGUGUCAUCAUCUGCAAAUUCAGAUCGUCUGGUCAGACAUGCGUCUCCGCGAAUCGCAUCUACGUCCACGACUCUGUUUACGCCGAGUUUGCGUCGAAGCUCGCCGCGCGCGUUCAAAGGGACUUUGUUGUCGGGAAUGGCCUUACCACGCCGGGCGUCACACAUGGGCCUCUGAUCCACGAAAAAGCCCUGGAGAAGACUCUGGCUCAUAUUCGCGAUGCCGUGACGCGUGGAGCUACGAUUGCUUCGGGGGGGAGUGCAAUGCCUCAGCUUGGACCUCACUUUUUGGAGCCUACCAUUGUCACAGAUAUGACACACGACAUGCAGGUGGCUUGCGAUGAGACCUUUGGACCCGUCGCCGGAUUGUUUCGGUUUACCACAGAGAAGGAGGUCAUCGCCCUUGCGAACAGUACUGAUAUGGGGCUUGCUGGAUACUUUUACAGUCGUAACAUCCAGAGACUUUGGCGCGUAGCCAGAGCACUCCAAGUUGGCAUGGUUGGUGUGAAUACAGGGCUAAUAAGUGACCCAGCCUCUCCUUUUGGCGGUGUGAAGUCCAGCGGAUUCGGGCGUGAAGGGGGUAGAUACGGGAUUGAGGAGUAUAUGACCACAAAGACAAUAACUCUAGGUGGUCUCGAACCGCUAGCACAGAGCCGUCUCUAG